Messenger RNA from Caenorhabditis remanei, 288 nucleotides. RefSeq lists its product as uncharacterized. NCBI's taxonomy places the organism in Eukaryota, Metazoa, Nematoda, Chromadorea, Rhabditida, Rhabditidae. The record is from RefSeq and is a predicted model, not a curated record. Bases 1 to 288 code for a protein of 95 amino acids. The transcript has 3 exons.
AUGAUUACCACUGAAGAGCCUGCCAUGCUCGAUCGUUUCUUCUCGUCUUUCGAUUCUCUUUCUCCAAGAAGUCGACGUGUUGUCACGGGAGAUUCGGAUCCCCAAAAACCAUCUACUCGCAAUGUCUCUAACAUUCCAAAAAUUCCAAAAGUAACCGGCGCUGCUUCCACAAAAAUCACUCUAAUAUUCUCUGGAGCAUUCAUCAUUGGACAAUACGUGGCACAUAAAGGAGCCGACUACUUGGAACAUUACUAUGAUUUCCGUGGUUCUACUGAUCCCGAUGAUUAA